Tupaia belangeri chinensis (Chinese tree shrew) is the source of this 1655-nucleotide messenger RNA. It is a transcript of the gene GRAP, whose product is annotated as GRB2 related adaptor protein. The transcript is spliced from 5 exons. The record is from RefSeq and is a predicted model, not a curated record. The coding region runs from base 113 to 766 and encodes 217 amino acids. Gene Ontology annotation, molecular function: protein binding. Lineage: Eukaryota; Metazoa; Chordata; Mammalia; Scandentia; Tupaiidae.
GCCUCAGAGGAGCAGACGGGCGCUCAGAGCAAAGGAAGCCAGCCGGGCGCAGGGGAAGCAGGAAGCCACGGCCGGCCUGUGCUGAGCCCUGCGGCGGGCCGGGGUCGGCGGAAUGGAGUCCGUGGCCCUGUACAGCUUCCAGGCCACAGAGAGCGACGAGCUGGCCUUCAACAAGGGGGACACGCUCAAGGUGCUGAACAUGGAGGACGACCAGAACUGGUACAAGGCUGAGCUCCGGGGUGCUGAGGGCUUCAUCCCCAAGAACUACAUCCGUGUCAAGCCCCACCCGUGGUACUCCGGCAGGAUUUCCCGGCAGCUGGCGGAAGAGAUCCUGAUGAAGAGGAACCACCUGGGCGCCUUCCUGAUCCGCGAGAGCGAGAGCUCGCCGGGGGAGUUCUCCAUCUCCGUGAACUACGGGGACCGAGUACAGCACUUCAAGGUGCUACGUGAGGCCUCGGGGAAGUACUUCCUGUGGGAGGAGAAGUUCAACUCCCUCAACGAGCUGGUGGACUUCUACCGCACCACCACCAUCGCCAAGAAGCGCCAGAUCUUCCUGCGGGACGAGGAGCCCCUGCUUAAGGCGCCCCGGGCCUGCUAUGUCCAGGCCCAGUUUGACUUCUCGGCCCAGGACCCCUCACAGAUCAGCUUCCGCCGCGGUGACAUCAUCGAGGUCCUGGAGCGCCCCGACCCCCACUGGUGGCGGGGCCGGUCCUGCGGGCGCGUGGGCUUCUUCCCGCGGAGCUACGUUCAGCCGGUGCACCUGUGACCAGGACAGCAGCGCCGCUCCGCCAGUGGGCCACACGAGCUCCGCGGGGACCGGGCUGAACGUGGCCUCCUGUCUCUGACUACUCCACACAAACUGGGCAGCCCCUGGUGCCCCAGAACUGCAGCGUGUUUGGUGACAAUGAGGAGUGGGAAGGUCCGGGGCUCCCCUUUGGCUGUCGCCAGGAGGCAGCUGAGGCCCCACCUCCUCCUGUCAGUGGCCUUGGCCACCUAGAGGACCCAGGGGUCCUGGAUCCCACCCUGCAGGGGCUCCAGCGAGAAACUCCAGGCUUGGUGGGUGGGUUCCCCUUGGGCCUGCUUGCCGGUCUCCCAAAGGCCCCUCUGACUGUGCGGGAAGAUGGGGGGUGGCUCAGUCCCGGGCCAGGCUGCACACUUGUUUCAAAGCUGGACUUGGGCAGGCUCCGGGUGGACCUGUGACUUCCGCCCACCUGGCCUCCUUGGGGAGGGGGAGGGCCCUGAGACCCCCAGGAAGGGGCGGGUUGGGAAGAAGUGAAGAGGCUCAGACUCUUUCCUGCUGCCCACACUCAGAUGAGCGCAGGGUGGCCCAGGGCCAGCUGCACUGGCUUUCCUGUUUGGGCCCAGGUUCUGGCCAGACAGGGCCCAGGCAGCUUGGGGGCCGCAGCACAAUCCACAGGCCAGAAAAGUUGGGGCUUUGGAGGUCCGAUGGGAUCCAGAAAGGGGUGGCAGCCUGGCAGGGGCUGGAUGUCUGACGAAACCUUCACCCCUGCCUGGAGCCGGGUCACCUCUGGGAGCAGGGAAGAGGAGGAGGGCUUGGCGAGGCCUGAAUGCGGGCUGAAGGUGCGGGAAGGGAAGGCGUGGAGCUGCGGGCGCCAUGGGACGCUGUGGGGCCGUGGGGCGCCUUUGGGUUGCUG